This is a messenger RNA of Chlorella variabilis, 618 nucleotides long. RefSeq lists its product as hypothetical. NCBI's taxonomy places the organism in Eukaryota, Viridiplantae, Chlorophyta, Trebouxiophyceae, Chlorellales, Chlorellaceae. The record is from RefSeq and is a predicted model, not a curated record. The transcript has 5 exons. The coding region runs from base 1 to 618 and encodes 205 amino acids.
AUGCAGGCGCUGAGCAGCAAGGCUACCGUGGCGGGCGCCCCGAUUGCGACCUCCAAGCCCAACACUCGCGGUGCUCAGCGCGCGGCUGUGGUGGUGCGCUCCCAGAAGCAGGAGGUCGACCGCCGUGCGGUGCUGGGAGGCCUGGCUGCCGCCGCCGCCAUCUCCACCGCCGCCCCAUCUGAGGCCGCGUAUGGCGAUGCUGCUCGAGUGUUUGCCGGCUCCAUCACCAACAAGUCUGGCUUCAUCCCUUACGCUGGUGAUGGCUUCGCGGUGCUGAUCCCCAGCAAGUGGAACCCCUCCAAGGAGCAGGAUUUCCCCGGCGUGGUGCUCAGGUGCUGCCCGACCCUGUCCGAGGGCGGCUUUGCACCCAACAAGACGGCCGCUGCCAGCGUGCUGGAUGUACAGGAGGCCACUGACAAGAAGGGCAAGAAGUACUACAAGUUCGAGGUGCUGACCCGCGCUGCCGACGGUGAUGAGGGUGGCCGCCACCAGCUGGUCGCUGCCACCGUGUCCAACGGCAACCUGUACCUGCUCAAGGUGCAGUGCGGCGACAAGCGCUGGUUCAAGGGUGCCAAGAAGGAGGCUGUGGGCACCUGGAACAGCUUCACUGUCGUGUAA